CGUGGAAGGCAGUACUUUCGAAAAAGCCGCUAUAUAGACCACAGUCGACGGUCUUUACCGCUAUAGAGCUCAGUAGAGUUACCUUGCAACCUAACAAUUGCUUAUCUUUUCGCGACAGCGUCCAUUGUACGUUACGUACGAACGGUUGAAAAAAACUUUUUUCUGUAGGAGAUGAAGAGUACAAUUGUCACGACACCUGACAGUGAAGAAAGCAUCCUACCGUCCGCACUCCCGAUGCCGGAUGAAUCGCCCAAUGACCCCAUCUUGAAUGCCGGAGGUCCCAGCUACGUAGAAGGAAAUGGCGAAACAACGGUGGAGAUCUAUUUGGACAUUGUCCUGGGUGUCUUGUUUCUACUGACGGCUAUUGUAGCGGCUCGCCGCAUGAGCACGUUGCGACGGCAGCCGCAGCAAUCGAACUCAUCCAGCAGUAGCAGUACCAGUAGCUCUACCGGAGGUGCCGAAAGGGUCGUUAUCACGGCUUUCUACAGUCUCAUCUUGUUGACUUCGGUACUGCGCGCCACUUGGUUUCUCAUACCCGCCUCGACCUGGCAACCCUCCUACGUUCCCGUCGCGGUCUACGCAUGGGACGCCGCCCAUCCGAGUUGGGUUGGAGCCAUGUUGAGUGAAGUCGUUGUUACGGCAGGAUCUAUCGCCCUCUUUGCCAUUUUCAUUUUAAUACUGGUAUACUGGGCGGAUAUUUUGGAAAAGUACUUUCACCCGGGAUCCCGACGUAGUGUCCCCAUGGUCAGCUUUAUCACGCGCCUGACGGUCCUCCUCGCAGCCGAGGCUAUCAAUAUCGGUUGUUUCCUAUGCCAGCUCUAUACCACGGAGGGAAUGGUUCUCGUUAAUGCCGUCCUACUCGCGAUCGUAUCCGUUGUAUGCGUUUGUCGAAUUACCUUUUUCAGCCACCGCUUCCGGACCGUGCUGAAAACUCUCGGCGCCAUCAAUCAAGUCUCCACGGAUUCGCAAGUACGCCGGAUCGUCUGGAUAACCGUCACGGGCAACGCAUUCUUCUUCACCCGCGCCUUUCUGGAAUCCUACUUUUGUGCCGUCCUGGUGCGCUACUGGCACACACACGGCACGGUCGCCAAGGUGUUUUCGCAUACCUGGUGGGAUAUCUAUACUGUCGUCAAGUACGGUUCCGAAUGGACAAUUCUCGCCCUCAUGUUCUACAUAUUGCAAUCACGAUUCAAUUCGACGGCGAGUGCAACCGGUGCGAACGGGAAUGCUUCCAAAAGUGGCUACCGACCCGUUCCCAACGCCCAAGACGGCGACGCGGCUGUCGUCGUCUAA
Messenger RNA from Phaeodactylum tricornutum CCAP 1055/1, 1293 nucleotides. RefSeq lists its product with no specific name. The record is from RefSeq and is a predicted model, not a curated record. Bases 172 to 1293 code for a protein of 373 amino acids. The transcript has a single exon. NCBI's taxonomy places the organism in Eukaryota, Bacillariophyta, Bacillariophyceae, Surirellales, Neidiaceae.